AUUUGAUUUUGUUUGAAAUAUUUAAUAUUAAGUAGAAGACAUGAGGCCGCUUUAUAUAGUAUCAUUGUUUACAUUGAUUUUUCCAUUCAUUUGUGCUCAAGAAUUCAGGGGAUAUUUUACUGACCCUGAUUCGCCUGGGAAAUGCUUCUUUGGUGGUGUAGCAGUCUUGCCUGGCAAUAAGGUACAACUUGCAGGCAAAUGCAAACUUUUCAUUUGUCAAAACAGAGAUGGAUCAGGCAUAGUUCGCAGCUGCGGACCGCAGAAAGUUGAUUCGCCAUGCAUGUUGGGAGAUUUCUUGAAUGUUAAUGCUUCCUUUCCGGAUUGUUGUCGGCGUGAAGUUAUUUGUCCAUAAACAUUUUCGAAUAUUUACCAAAUAUACUAAAUAAUAAAUGGAAUAUGGUUUAGAAAAAGAGUUUGUAAAACAAAUAUAAAGUCGAAAUGUUCGGUAA
Molecule: messenger RNA, 449 nt
Organism: Stomoxys calcitrans (stable fly)
Lineage: Eukaryota; Metazoa; Arthropoda; Insecta; Diptera; Muscidae
Exons: 3
Coding region: 41-352 (103 amino acids)
Source: RefSeq, a predicted model, not a curated record